AGUUUCAUUAAGUUUUGUAAAUUUUCAUUAUUAAACUUUGUUUCUAUAUUAUUUUAAUGUUUGCCAAAUGUGUAUUUAUUAAUAAAUAAAAUAAUUAUUAUUCGUGUAAGAUCUAUAUGUAUAAUUUAUUUUUAAUAAAAAAUAUCUCAUAUGUGUAUCUAAUACGUGAUAGAUAUUGCCAAAGGGUAUUGUGGUUAGAAUUUUAAUUGGAAUAUGUUAUAAGAAAGUGUAAUUUUAUGCUCUCUCUCUUUUUUUUUUUUUUUUUUUUUUUAUAUUGUUAUUAUAAAUAAUGGAAAAGGAAGCAAAAGCUUGUCAAGGAAAGGAUAUUUUUGAGAGAAUGAACUAUUUGUAUCAGGCUAGUCAUUUGAUAGCAUUAAAAAAUAGAGUUGCAGCUUCAUAUUAUGGAAAUACAAUGAUGGGUUGUGCCAAGAAAUCUGUACUGCGCAUAGAACCAAAUAUAAAAAGAACGAUAUGCAAACGAUGCCAAUCUCCUUUAAUACCUGGAGAAACAGCUAGAGUAAGAUUAUGUUCUAAACAUAUGAAAGGAAUUAAAUGGACAUGUUUAGUCUGUUUAAAUAGUAAAAAGUAUCCUACUAAAAGAGGAUACAAGUUAUGGAUAGAUCAGCCAGAAGCAAUAGUCGAGACUCUACAUUAUGUUCCUAAGAAAAUAUCUAUUGACUGUGAUAAGAACGAAAUGGAUAAUAAUAAAAAAUCUGAAUCGUCUAAUAAUAUGAAUAUAGAAAAAAAAAAUUUAGAAAAUAAUCACGACUGAGACAUAAUUUCAUUUCUUGUAUAGUAAAUUUGAUGUACGAAUAUUUUUUAUUAAUCACUUACAUAAAAUAUGUUACAAUAUUACAAUAAAUUUGUAAUUAAUAAACAGACACUUUUGCUAACUGGAAUAUUUAUAACCAUCUAGUAAUAUCAUAAUGCUGAUAAUAGUUUUACAUGUUCAUAGAAAUAACUCGAUCGAAGUUAUAAGUUACUGUUCUCAGAGUACAAGAUAUUAUUUUAAUGGUGACCAUUGAUUGCAGUGAAAUCCAAAGAUAACUGUGCAAUUUUUUUUCUUUCUUUUUUUCUUCUUUUUUUUUUCGUUUUUUUUUUCUUUUUUUUUUUUUUCUUUUUUUGUAGCAUUGAGGACGGUUUUGAAUGAACGCUUGAGAGAUGAUAUUAUAAAUGUCAUGAGUGCAAUGAAUUUUUUUUUGUCUUCUUUUUUUCUUUUUUUUCUUUUCUUUUUUUUCUUUUUUUUUCUUUUUUUUUUUAAUUAAGUUUGAUUCUACUGAAAUUCACUGCAAGCAAUAUCAUGUACCUAACUCACACAACUAUAUCCGCCCAUAUCCAGUAACUUCCAUAACAUUAUAUACGAUACUUAAAACAAAUCAGCAUGCACGAACUCGAGCAUAAUCAAAUCACAGAUUAAUCAGACAAUGUCAGUCAUUUAAUAUCAACUUAAAUAAUUUAAUCUAGAUUAGAUGAUAUGAGAGCUUAGGGCCAUCUACAAACGUAUAAAUGGUUCGUAGAUAAGUAUUCUUAAUAUAUAAUAAUACUAAUUAUAUAGAAUGAACAUUAUUAAUGAUAGUCUUUCACAUUUCCUUUAAUGUUCCUGAAAUUCUGAAUAAAAUAUGAAAAGAUGAGAAACUUAUGGCAUUUAAAUAACGCGACAUAUCUCUCAUAAAAUAAUUAUAUUAAAAAAAAAAGAAAAAAAAAAAAAAAAAAAAAAAAAAUUGAUAUAAAUAUUAAAGUAAUUAAAAAAAAAAAAAAAAAAAAAAAAAAAGAAAAAAAAACAUAAUAAUAGUAAAUAAUAAGAACUGGGCUGGACGGAAUCUACACAUUCACUUAUAUACAUAUAUCUGUCGUGCCAAGCUUCGGUCUUCUAUCUAUUUCCCUUAAUAUUUUUCAUUUAGUAUCUAUGAGCUAGUAUUUUUGAUUUCCCUAAUACUAAAUCUAACGAUAAAUUAUAGAUAGGACUCCAGGUUGGCAACGCACACAUAUAUACAUGCACACACCGGCUACAGGAUAUAUUUUUCUCCAAUAAAUAUAUUGACUAUCAUUCGUCGUUGUUCUUCACACCCUCCCUCCCUCCCUCCCACCCUCCCUCUUACCCUUAACCCUCCCCCAAUCAAAAUUUGGUUUAUGUCAUGUCAUGGGAAUAGCUCAAAUUGAAAUAGAGCAAAGUUUCUUUUAUAAUCGUAGCUGGAUUUCAUUUAUAUUUGGAUUAAAAAAAAAAAAAAAAAAAAAAAGAAAAAAAAGAAAAAGAAAAAAGAGACAAAAAAAAAAAAAAAAGAGGAGAAAGAAAAAAUUUGCUCUUCUUUUACACGCGUCUAUUUGAUCGCAAACGAAUCUAUUUGAUUAUAUCCCGUCUCCGUUCACAGAGGAACACAUUUUUUUACUAUUCUGUUAUUGUCUCAGAGGUGUGUGCAUGCGAGCCUUCUUUUUUUUCUUUUUUUUUCUUUUUUUUUUUUUUCUUUUUUUUUUAAGAGGCGCGUGCAAUAGACAGAGCCGUAGAUUAAAGGAGGUACAACGUACGGCGAUUGAAUUACGUAUAGAUGAAAAAGGAUUCUUUUUUUUUUUUUUUUUCUUCUGCGUCAAUUAUCUUCUCUCUUUCUUUUUCUCUCUCUCUCUCUCUCUCUCUCUCUCUCUCUCUCUCUCUUUAUACUAAUCCCGAAACAAAUUGAGGUUGGCCAUCACGGUCCAGCGUAAGUUGUGGCAUUACAUUUGGCGAUGGUUGAAACGUUGAACCUUGAAAUCCCAUUGCCGAUUCAUAUAACUGAAGAAAAAAUUAUAAAUGUACAAAUGUUAAUAUCCGAGAUAAAAAAAUUCUUAUAGCAAUAAUAAUGAUUUAAUAUUAAAAAUUUUCUAAUAAUUUUAAUGACGCUUAUAAAUGAUAUAUUUAUAUUAAUUUACAAACAUUAUGAUUUCCAGGAAGAGUUGUAUAAUCUGGUGUUGUCGAACGAUGCCUAUUAGCAGGUAAUGGAUGUUGUAUAGUAGCAUAAGUAUUGUCCUGAGAUGUAUCACCCAUACCAAGGCUAACGCUACUACCACGUCUUUCCAAACCAAGACCACCCUCAGAAAGUUUCUGUAAUGUUGUGACCUACCAAUGUCGUAAACAGCAACAAACUACUGUAACUGUAACAGCACCUACUAUUAAAACGACUAAUAAAGCUAUUAAAGCAGCUAAUGCAGGAUCAAAAGGUUCCUCUUGGACUCCGGCAUAAGCUGGCUGAAAUGAAAAAUGUUAAAAGUAAUGUUAGGCCAAGUAUUAACGCCAUUAAUUCUUUCUUUUUUUUUUUUUUUUUUUUUAUUUAAACAAUAAAAUUGUCAGAAUAAAAUAUAUUUACCACUACGUUUUCUAUGGCGAAGCCAGCAUAAUAAUCUUUUAAGAAAUCGUAUUUGGCAUCAAUGACUUUAAGAACAUGUGGAACUGGUGCUAUAGUUUGACUUUUUAAUUCUACAACGUGCAAAUACAUAUCGCACCUAAAAUAAAAUAUUAUUAUUAUUAGAUUUAUUGACAAGAUAAUUGAUGUUAUGUUAAUCAUUUAUUAAUUAUCUUUUACCAUUCUCUACGGAUAUGUCCAGAAGCAUCUACAUGAUAUCUAAUAUCAUCCACGACUACUCUACUUUGAGUAGCAUUUGAUAAUUCAGAUACAAUCUCAUCUCGUUGUCUAUUGACUUCUUCUGGUGGUCGUGAUAAAAUCACUCUUAUCAAUUGCGAUGGCUCAAAUACCCAUACCUUAAUAAUAUAAAUAUAAUUAAUAAAAAUGAAUGAUACAUUCGUAAGAAUUAUUUUAUAUUAUCUUACGUGAACUCUAGUCAUUGCAUAUCUCUCUGGUAUAGCUGUCUCUUUGGCUAUAACUUCGACGAUAAAUCUAUCUUGAUUAUAUUCAGCCAUAUAUCCACUGGUGAUAAGUUUGCCAUCUUGUGUCACAUUGAAUGGACUUGGUAUUAUCGAACCGCUAGGCUUGUCUGAUCCAUAUUUAUAUAAAUUUGCACCUGCUAUAUAAUAAUGAAGGGUACCAUUGUCACCAACAUCUAAAUCUGAAGCUACCACUUUGGUAACAAAAUCAUUAACAUUUGCCAUUGAAUUAAUUCCGGCGUAAUAAUCGUUUCUCUCGAAAAUAGGAGGAUUAUCAUUUUCAUCAAGGAUUGAUAUCGUUACGUUAACAUGACCAUGAUCUGAAUUGAGUGAUAAGGGACGACCUGCCUCCGUUGGAUUGAUAUAUAGAUCAGGAUUGUUGGAUGCGAGAAUAGAGAGAACAUACUUGUCUCUUGUCUCACGAUCGAAAGAUUUAUUUGCAUAUAUACUACCAUCCGAUUUGUCCAUAUAAAAUGCAUAACCUUCGUUACCUAAAAAAAUAUUUCAAAAAAAAAAAAAAAAAGAAAGAAAAAAGGAAAGAAAAAAUUAACGAUAUGAUCCAUUGAGACAUGAUCUUAGAAAUCAUACGAUAAUUACAAACCUGCUUCUAUGUAAUAGUAAACUUUGGCAUGUCUACCCUCAUCCUCAUCUUGUGCAGUUACUUUACCUACAAAAUAAUCUUUAGGACGAUUUUCUGAUAUCUGAAAAUUAUAUUCGUCGUAAAAUUGUGGAACAUUAUCAUUCGUAUCGACCAAUUGAACCGUUAAAAGACGUAAAGCUUCGUAUGCUGUAGGAGUACCAUGAUCAAUUGCCACUAGGACAAGCUAAAAUCAAAAUCGAUGUAUACAUAUAUAUAUAUAUAUAUUUUUUUUUUUUUAAUUUAUACAUAGAAGGAAUAAAAAAUAUAACUUACUUCAAAUUUACUUUUGAUCUCACGAUCGAGUAUGAUCUUCGAUCGAAGUUCACCGGUUUCUUGAUCGAUCGAAAACUCUUCAGUUUCUUGAACAUUUUUAUUUCCAACUUUUAAAUGAUAACUAAUUCGUCCAUUUUCACCGGGAUCUCGAUCGAUAGCUUUUACAGUUAAUAUUAAAUAAUUAGGUACGCCGGCGUUCUAAAAAAUUCAAUUGUUUAUAUAAAAUUUAUUUAUUAUACUUUUGAUUUUGUAAUUAAUAAAAUAAUUACUAUGGUAAAUAUUCAUUAUAUAUAUAUAUAUAUAAAUAUAUAUAUUGUUUAGAAAUACCUCGGGUACUUCGACCGUUGCAUUUGUUAAUUCGGGCAUAACGAAUUGUGGCUUGUGCGUGUUAACUGGUGUCACUCUAAUAUCAACGUAACAUCUAUCAAAAUGUGGUCCAUUACCAGCACCAUCUCUUGCUUCAACUUCGAUUCUAUAAGAACCAGCUCGUCCAAGUAAUGCCGCAGCGGGAUAUAAAAUACCAGUUUCUCGAUUCAAUGAGAAAGAAUCAUUUUCAUUUCCAUGUAUGAUGGUAUACCAAACUUCUCCAUUAAUACCUUCGUCAUGAUCAACAGCUCUCACCUUGAUAAUAAUAAAUAUUAUAAAUGAUAAUUUCGUUCAAUGAUAUAUCAAAUAAAUUUAAAUAAAAUUUUAAUUAAAACAAA
Molecule: messenger RNA, 5467 nt
Organism: Vespa velutina
Lineage: Eukaryota; Metazoa; Arthropoda; Insecta; Hymenoptera; Vespidae
Gene: Rpp21
Product: ribonuclease P protein subunit p21
Exons: 5
Coding region: 290-772 (160 amino acids)
Biological process (GO): tRNA processing
Cellular component (GO): nucleolar ribonuclease P complex
Source: RefSeq, a predicted model, not a curated record